Molecule: messenger RNA, 979 nt
Organism: Pezoporus occidentalis (night parrot)
Lineage: Eukaryota; Metazoa; Chordata; Aves; Psittaciformes; Psittacidae
Gene: MED22
Product: mediator complex subunit 22
Exons: 4
Coding region: 40-651 (203 amino acids)
Biological process (GO): regulation of transcription by RNA polymerase II
Cellular component (GO): mediator complex
Molecular function (GO): transcription coregulator activity
Source: RefSeq, a predicted model, not a curated record
GCGCGGCGCGGCGCGGGGCCCGGUCCGGCCUGUCCCGCCAUGUCGCAGGCGCGAGCGCUGCCGCAGAGCAAGGAGACGCUGCUGCAGUCGUACAACAAACGGCUCCGCGACGACGUCAGGUCCAUCCUGGACAACUUCACCGAGAUCGUCAAAACGGCCAAGGUUGAAGACGAAACUCAAGUCUCUCGAGCAACCCAGGGUGAGCAGGACAACUACGAGAUGCACGUCAGAGCUGCCAACAUUGUCCGAGCUGGUGAAUCCCUGAUGAAACUUGUGUCUGACCUGAAGCAAUUUUUGAUCCUCAAUGAUUUCCCCUCUGUGAAUGAAGCUAUCAACCAGCGCAACCAGCAGCUGAGAAGCUUGCAGGAGGAAUGUGACAAGAAAUUGAUUGCACUGCGGGAUGAGAUCUCCAUUGACCUGUAUGAGCUAGAAGAAGAAUAUUACUCGUCCAGCUACAGUCUGUGUGACAGCAACGACCUCCCGCUGUGCGAAGCCUACUGGGGACACGACUUUGCCACGCUGUCUCCUGAAAGCCUCUCCAUGCCUCUGUCGGCGGCUGUAGCAGAGCAGAGCGCGGCCGCCGCGCAGAGCUCCGCCCCAGCGCCCCCCUCCGGCCACGGGCAUGGCGCAGGCCCCGCCGAGCACUCCUGAGGAGCAUCCCCUGCCGCUGCGCGCGUGCCUCCAGCGCUCUGUGCUGCUGGAAGUCUUCCACCUGCUGAGCUGAAGAGCGUCGCCCAUGGGCAGGAGAAGGCACUGGAGCUGUGUUUGCAGGUAAGUUUCUGCUCCCUGGACAGCUACGGUGCCUUCUCUACCGCAGGACAUUGCCAAGAGUGUUCCUCUCCCAUAAGAGAUUGUUCUAACAAGUUAGAGUCAGGUUUGCUUUUACAUGAUUACAUUAUGUGUUGUUACAUGUUGUGUUCAUUUGAUAUCCCGUUUGUGUGGAUCUCAGUAAGUAAACACUGGAGCGUUGGGAGUUGAA